UACAGUUUAAAGGGCACUUGCUUUUUGUAAAGUAAAGCCUACCGUGUUAUCCAAAUAUGAAACUGAAAGAUUACUACAAAACUACCUGUGAUUUUAUUUAUGACUGAUCCUUAAGAAGCAAUGAGUAAACACUUUAAAUUUUGUCAUAAAACUUCUUUUCCAAAUGGCAACCUGUUCUGCCAUCUCAUUGACAAAAUUAUUAGGAGACCCUCCUUGCAAUUUUUGGGUCAGUGGGGAUACCACUGUUAUGAACAUAGGAUUUACAGAACAUUGGCAAAAAUUCUGAGGUAUGUCGACUUGGAUGGUUUUGAUGCACUUCUCACAGAUUAUAUUGCAUUUGCAGAAAAAUCCGGAUACCGUUUUGAACUAAGUUUUCAUUUUGAAUUUACUGAAAUAUGUGUGAAUACGAUUUUGUACUGGGUUUUUGCCAGAAAAUGUAACCCUGAUUUUGUGGAACUGCUUCUCAGGAAGACGAAAGACUAUCUUCAAGACAGAAGCUGUCACCUGGCACUGAUAUGGAGAACUUUCACACCAGUUUACUGCCCGAACCCACUCAGCGGCAUCACACCUCUGCUUUAUGUAGCUCAGACGAGGCAGUCUGGUAUCUUAAAAAUCCUCCUGCAGUACGGAAUCUUGGAGCGAGAAAAAGACCCACUCAACAUUAUCUUGACAAUAUUACUUUACCCUUCAGGAGUGAGAAUAAUGGUUGAUCAUGAACUGAUUGACAUCGAGGAGGAUGCCAAAACAUGCUUAGUGCUGUGUUCCAGAGUGCUCUCUGCCAUUCCUGUCGAGGAAAUAAAGGUGCAGUUGAGCUUGAGAAGCCAUCCGAUUAUUUCAAAUUGGUUGGAAUACAUUCCUCAGACGAGAUACAAAGAUCCAUGUGAACUAUCACAUCUUUGCAGAAUAACCAUUAGGACUCAACUAUUAACCAACAAUAUGCUCCCUGAUGGAAUAUUUUCAUCUCAAAUUCCUGUUCGUCUACAGAAAUAUCUGAACUUAGAAAGUUAA
This is a messenger RNA of Fukomys damarensis (Damara mole-rat), 1008 nucleotides long. RefSeq names its product ankyrin repeat and SOCS box containing 17 (gene Asb17). Gene Ontology annotation, biological process: intracellular signal transduction. The record is from RefSeq and is a predicted model, not a curated record. NCBI's taxonomy places the organism in Eukaryota, Metazoa, Chordata, Mammalia, Rodentia, Bathyergidae. Bases 121 to 1008 code for a protein of 295 amino acids. The transcript has 3 exons.